Molecule: messenger RNA, 1665 nt
Organism: Anneissia japonica
Lineage: Eukaryota; Metazoa; Echinodermata; Crinoidea; Comatulida; Comatulidae
Product: betaine--homocysteine S-methyltransferase 1-like
Exons: 8
Coding region: 129-1343 (404 amino acids)
Molecular function (GO): zinc ion binding; betaine-homocysteine S-methyltransferase activity
Source: RefSeq, a predicted model, not a curated record
AGUGAAGAGUAUCAUUCAUCCGGUUUAUUAAAACUCCAUUUCAGUGAGUUAGACCUUUGCAACUAACAACGUGGAGUGUUAAACCACAUUUUUUUGCGUCCUAAGUUACACCCGAUACUUUCUUUGCAAUGCCAGGCUUAGAACCAGGAUAUAGGCCAUCUAAGAAAGGAUUUCUUGAGCGUCUGAAUGAUAACGAGGUUGUCAUUGGUGAUGGUGGAUAUGUGUUUGCUUUGGAGAAGCGAGGCUAUGUGAAAGCCGGACCCUGGACACCAGAGGCUGCUGUUGAACAUCCAGAAGCUGUUCGCCAACUUGCCCGCGAGUUUGGUCGUAGUGGUGCUGAUGUCAUGCAAGCUUUCACAUUUUACGCCAGUGACGACAAACUGGAGAACAGAGGCAACAAAUCUCAAGAAAAACACACUGGAGCCAUGAUCAAUGAAGCUGGAUGCAAGAUUGCUCGGGAAGUUGCUGAGGAGAUCAAUGGAUUGAUGGCAGGAGGCGUUUCACAAACACCUACCUACCUGAGUGGCGCUGGUAAGGAAAAGGUUCAAGAGAUCUUUGAAAAGCAGGCUAAAAUUUUUGUAGCCAACGACGUGGAUUUCUUGAUUGUUGAGUAUUUUGAGCAUGUAGAAGAGGCCUGUUGGGCAAUAGAAGUUCUAAAGAAAACUGGUAAACCAAUUGCGGCUUCGCUCUGCAUCGGCCCAGAAGGUGACCUCCAUGGGGUGUCUACAGGAGACUGCGCCGUAAAGUUGGCCGAAGCAGGUGCUGAUGUUGUUGGAAUCAACUGCCAUUUCGACCCCCAAAUCUGUUUGGAUGCUGUUCAACUUAUGAAGGAUGCUCUCAUGAACGCAGGACUAAAGCGCCACCUAAUGGUGCAACCACUAGGCUAUGUAACACCAGACUGCGGCCGUCAGGGCUUUAUCGACUUGCCUGAAUUUCCAUUUGGCUUGGAGCCCAGAAUCAUCACCCGCUGGGAAGCACAUGCCUAUGCUCGUAGGGCUUAUGAGAUGGGUAUACGAUACAUAGGAGGCUGCUGUGGUAUUGAGCCAUACCAUGUACGUGCAAUGGCAGAGGAACUUGCAAAUGAGAGAGGCUUCCUGCCAAUGGCAUCUGAAAAGCAUGGAAUGUGGGGAGAAGGCUUGAAGAUGCACACAAAACCUUGGGUUAGAGCAAGAGCAAGACCAGAGUACUGGAAGAAUUUAAAACCAGCUAGUGGCAGACCAUUCUGUUCUUCCUUGGCCAAGCCAGAUGCAUGGGGUGUUACAGCUGGUUCUGAGGACCUGAAGCAGAAGAAGGAAGAAACCACACAACAAGAGCUUCAGGCUUUGUUUAACAAGGCUUCAUGAGACAUCUUGAGCAAGAUUGAAAUGAUUAAGCAUUAAUUUGUAUUAUGAAUCUGGACUUGUAGAACUAGUAUCCAGGCAACCUCAUCUCAUCAUUGCAGCUAAUUAUUAGUUAAACAAUAUUUUCCAAUGCAGCUAAUUAAUGUUUUAAACAAAUACAUUAUUGGUCAAUAAUUUAAUUCCAGUAUCAAUGGAAACCAGGGUCAUGUACUAUAUUCAUACCCAGUGCCCCGAUUUAUAAGCAAUUAUUUUGGUAUGUAUAUGGGCAUGUGGUUUAUACAAUGAACAAACUUAAUAAAGUACUUUAUGAAUGUUUGAUUUGUCA